This is a messenger RNA of Cicer arietinum (chickpea), 1631 nucleotides long. RefSeq names its product branched-chain amino acid aminotransferase 2, chloroplastic. Gene Ontology annotation, cellular component: chloroplast. NCBI's taxonomy places the organism in Eukaryota, Viridiplantae, Streptophyta, Magnoliopsida, Fabales, Fabaceae. The record is from RefSeq and is a predicted model, not a curated record. Gene Ontology annotation, biological process: branched-chain amino acid metabolic process. Gene Ontology annotation, molecular function: branched-chain-amino-acid:2-oxoglutarate transaminase activity.
AUCGCGACCUCACUCUACCAUACCAUCAUAUAAUUAUAAGCAUCUCAGAGAAAUUAAAUUUAGUGUUCUUUGUCGUUUGCUACUAAGAUUGUUAAAAUGGAGAGCAGCGCCGCCCUUACUGGCAUACGACUGACUUCCUCGAUCUGCCUCUCCCGCCACUCUUCCCCUUUUCUUUCUCCCUCAUCUCCACUCAAACCUUCUCUCUCUCUCAAGUUUCAAAAGCAGUUUCCAUCCAUUUCUCAGAAUGCUUUCGAAGCUUCUUCUCCUCUCAGGCCUUCCGCCGCUGUUUCUGCUAAUUACAGUGAGGCGAUUGAGUUGGCUGAUAUAGAUUGGGAUAACCUCGGAUUUGGUCUUCAACCUACUGAUUAUAUGUAUAUUAUGAAAUGCACUCGAGAUGGAAGCUUUUCUAAGGGUGAACUUAAGCGUUUUGGGAACAUUGAAUUGAAUCCUUCUGCUGGAGUUUUAAACUAUGGGCAGGGGUUAUUUGAGGGUCUGAAAGCCUACCGUAAAGAAGAUGGGAAUAUACUCCUCUUUCGUCCAGAAGAAAAUGCUUUACGGAUGAAGAUGGGCGCCGAGCGGAUGUGCAUGCCAUCACCUAGUGUAGAACAGUUUGUGGAAGCUGUGAAGGAUACUGUUUUAGCAAACAAACAUUGGAUUCCCCCUCAGGGUAAAGGUUCCUUGUAUAUUAGACCUUUGCUAAUGGGAAGUGGAGCUGUACUUGGGCUUGCACCUGCGCCAGAGUACACUUUUCUGAUUUAUGUUUCACCUGUUGGGAACUACUUCAAGGAAGGUUUGGCCCCAAUCAAUUUGAUUGUGGAGAGUGAACUACAUCGUGCAACUCCUGGUGGCACUGGAGGUGUGAAGACCAUUGGAAACUAUGCUGCAGUUCUUAAGGCACAGUCUGCAGCUAAAGCUAAAGGCUACUCUGAUGUUUUGUACCUUGACUGUGUGCACAAAAGAUAUUUGGAGGAGGUGUCUUCAUGCAAUAUAUUUGUUGUUAAGGGUAACAUUAUUUCAACUCCAGCUAUCAAAGGGACUAUCCUGCCUGGCAUUACUCGAAAAAGUAUAAUUGACGUUGCUCGAAGCCAAGGGUUUCAGGUUGAGGAGCGAUUAGUGUCGGUAGAAGAGUUGCUUGAGGCUGACGAGGUCUUCUGCACAGGAACAGCUGUGGUUGUAUCACCUGUUGGCAGUGUUACUUAUCUUGGCCAAAAGAAAUCUUAUGGAGAUGGUAUUGGAGUGGUUUCACAGCAACUGUAUACUGUCCUUACCAGAUUGCAAAUGGGUCUUGCGAAGGAUGACAUGAAUUGGACUGUUGAGCUGAGAUAACAAGCACACUGAGAACAGCCUGCAAUGCAUCUUUUGCUGAAAUACUUGUCUCAUUGAAUGUCCAAGCUCUAGAAAUUUCUGCAGAUUUUGCUUUAUAUCUGAUGGGGUACUGUAGAUAGUACCAUGGUUUGUGUAUUGCUGCUAUUUAUAUAAUGAACUAUAUAGCAAGCGCGUAAAAAUAAUAAUUCUGCAUGUUAAUUUUCUUGCCAGCUGGGGAAGUCAUUAUCAUUAUUAGUUAUAACAUAUUUUGCUUGAAAAAUUGACAUUCUAGAAGCUGUUGAUUUGUUGUUGCAAUUAUGACUCAA